CGUUCCUGGGGCUGGCGGCAGCGGCGGUGGUGACCCAGCAGCAGCRGAGCUAGCUAGCAGUCUGUAUGUCGAGGAAGCCAUGUUGAUGCCUGUUUCUGUGUCAAACGUUACGUUUCGGUUGGUUAAAGGAGUGCGGGUUAAAGACGGGAAGCCUCAGCGGUGAUUCGAGACCCGCGAUGAGAAGAGCGGAGCGGACUGGGACGGUCCAGGCAGCGCCAGAGGAGGGGAGCUGGUCUUAGGUCGCUGGCCAGUCGAUUCAAAGCAAAUGAAGUUGAUGCUAGUUAGCMGCGCGGACGCUGCGUGGGAUGCGGCUUUGGAACUACCAACCGUAAUUUUUUAGCUUUACGGGUUUUAUUGAACGAACCAGMCUGCCAGGUGACUCUGCCCGAAGUGACGGGGCUGAUGAAUUCGCGCUAGCUGUUGUAAACUGGCUUUGUGAAGCUAGCUGCUAGCCGAGUUCACCGCAGGAGUGGAAGGGAAAAACAAGCUUUUUCGGAAGCAAAGAAGAAAUAUGGUGGCGAAUUCACUCCCCGGGGGAACCRACCAUUUCGCAGCCUAACUUUCCUCCUCCUGCAGUAUCGCUGCGGAGCCCUCGUCCUCCUCUUCCUCUUACCUGAAGCAAGCUGGCGGCCCUCCGGGUAGAAGCCGAGGACAAGGACCUGGGGCCGAUGGCCUGGGUCCUGAAGAUGGACGAUGCCGCCAUCGAGUCGGGGCUCGUGCACGACUUCGAUGCUAGCCUGUCUGGUAUCGGACAGGAGCUCGGAGCUGGAGCCUACAGCAUGAGCGAUGUGCUGGCUCUGCCCAUCUUCAACUCCUCCAGCCUGCCCCCCGAAAACAAGACCAAAAACCCCCCAUUCCAGUAUGUGCUUUGCGCCGCCACAUCACCUGCUGUCAAGCUGCACGACGAGACGCUCACAUACCUAAACCAAGGCCAGUCUUAUGAGAUCCGUUUGUUGGACAACAGAAAAGCAGGGGAGUUACCAGAGCUGAACAACAAGAUGGUGAAGAGCACGGUGCGAGUGGUCUUUCACGACCGACGGCUGCAAUACACGGAGCACCAGCAGCUGGAGGGCUGGAGGUGGAACCGUCCAGGCGACCGUCUCCUUGACAUCGAUAUCCCCAUGUCGGUUGGCAUUAUUGAGCCGAAGACUCACUCCUCCCAGCUUAACGCCGCAGAGUUUCUGUGGGACAUGAACAAAAGGACGUCUGUUUUUGUGCAGGUGCACUGCAUCAGCACAGAGUUCACUCCCAGGAAGCACGGUGGAGAGAAGGGCGUCCCCUUCAGGAUCCAGCUCGACACUUUCGCCCAGGGAGAGGGUGGCGAGUACACAGAACACCUCCACUCUGCGUCCUGCCAAAUCAAAGUCUUCAAACCAAAGGGGGCAGACCGUAAACAAAAGACUGACAGGGAGAAGAUGGAGAAGCGCACUCCUCAAGAGAAAGAAAAGUACCAACCCUCCUAUGAUACCACUAUUUUAUCAGAGACGAGGCUUGAGCCCAUCAUAGAGGAUGCGGGCGACCAUGAGCUGAAAAAGUCCAGCAAGCGGACACUUCCCGCUGACUGUGGCGACUCCUUGGCCAAGAGAGGCAGUUGCUCGCCGUGGCCAGACGCCGCCUACGCCAGCACCAACCAGGCAGCUACCCCCUCCUUYACCUCCACCCCACUGUCCACCUACACAACUUCCUCAGUACUGGACAGUGACUCGUCCUCUCCCAAUCACCAGGCAGACCCUGGGGUCCACAGCAACUCAGAGCAGCUGAGCCCCACUGCCUCCAUACAGGACACACAGAAGUGGCUGCUGAAAAACCGUUUCAACUCCUACACUCGACUCUUUUCUCAUUUCUCAGGUUCUGAUUUGUUAAAGUUGACUCGGGAUGAUCUGGUUCAGAUUUGUGGGGCAGCAGAUGGGAUCAGACUCUUCAAUGCUCUCAAAUCCAGGUCAGUUCGCCCCAGGUUGACUGUGUACGUCUGUCAGGAGUCUCCUCAGGAGAGCCCCCUGCUGGAGAGACACUGCACUAUUGAAAACGGAGAACACAGGAACUCCACUAGUUUACACGUGUAUCAUGCUCUGUACUUGGAGGAGCUCACAGCUGCAGAACUCAUCAGAAAGAUGGCGUCUGUCUGCGGCAUUCCUCUGGGAACCAUCAACCAGGUGUACAGACAGGGUCCUAUAGGCAUACACAUCCUGCUCAGUGACCAGAUGGUUUACAACUUGUCUGACGAGAGCUGUUUUUUGAUCAGCACUAUCAAAGAUGAGUUUGGCGAAGGACUUCAUCUGAUCAUGAAGUAGUGAGGAGGACAGAUGGCAUCACUAAUUCUCCACCCUCUGUUUUGGAGCGGCAGCCUCCUCCGUGUCCCUCUCUGCCCGCCUCUACUCUUAUCGCUCUACAUCCUCCCGAUCUCUUCUAAUAAUAGCUCGAUGGAAAGCUGCGUUAAUGUAAAUGUUAGAAUCUGACAUGGGUGUGUCCACUGUUUCAUAUUGAAAACACUAUUAACAAAAGGGUUCGUUAGGAGAGGAGACUCGGGAGGGUAAAGGAUAAGGGAGUAGUUGACAUUGUUUUUUAUGUAUUUUGGUUUUAUUUUAUUUUGUCUUUUUUUUUUAAAUAUAUAUAUAUAGUUUGUGUGUGGAGACAGGAGGGUGGAGGCUCCGAAAGAGAGUGAUGGAUGGUGCUCUGGCCUGCGAGAGCUGAAAAGAGUUUUUUUUAUUGCUCGUUGCCCUUCCUACACAACGCACACAACCAGCACUAGGCCAGUAUUUGAUUAAAGUGUACUGCUGAACAGCAUGCAAAUCCGUAUGAAGUUGCUUAACAGAGACAACUCACCUUACUCUGCUUACUAAAUAUUCUUAAUGGGGAUGUCUUAAUUUAACUGAUCAGCUGAGCUUGGUAACUUGUAAAAUAUUCAGACUAAAUGAGUGGAAGUGCCCUCAUUUUGUGGAUUUAGGCGCUUUGUUUUAUUAUUAUUUUUAAGAUAAAAGAUUUUAUGAUAUCUCGCCACAUGGAGUCAGACUUUGUGAUAUGCAGCCAUAUCUCAGCUCAACACAUCCUGACUGACCUGCUCUUUUACUGUUUUUAUUUGAUGCUUAGUUUAUGGGUCAGCUGUUUCUGUUGCUCUCAGUGAAUUUAUUCGUUUUCUGGUGCCAUACUGGCUUAUUAGUUCAAUCUAUAAAGCACAUAAACUCCAUCUUUGUUUCUUCCGCUUGUGUUGACUUCAAAACUCCAGUUUAGAGAAAUGUGCUUCAGGGAUUUUGGCCAAACAUGUGUAAGAUGAGUUAAAAGCCUCUUGCUCUCCUGUGGAGGAUUGAUGCCCAUUAAAAACCUACUAUAAAGUGGACCAAAAAGGUUACCGAUGGGCUGCUUUUGACAGAUGAUUAACAAUAGUGUUGCUUGACAUUGUGGUCAUUAGAAGCACUGAAACUGGUCUGGAAGUAAAUACGUUUUGAUCUAUUUUUUAUUUUUUAUUUUUGCUUUGUGCCUCCUAAUUCCAGAUUCUGCUUUGCUGCAAACGUCCCAUCAUGCAUCAGUGACGACGCCUGAUUAGGGUAAACCUAAAAAUCACGGCAGUGCAAAUCUUAUGUAGCUGAAUAUGAAUCAUUUCGUUUCAAGGGUGGAAGGUGGCAGGAAGUGUCACGCUCUCUGCUUUGGUUUUGAUGAUCAGUUUCGGCUUUUCUAUCUUUUUUUUUUUUUAAGGAGGUUACGGUUUACAGUCAGUGUGUCAGAAUGUGUGUAUCUUUUUUGUGUUUCUGCAAAGAUUACGUUGGGAGCUUUUUCCUGUUAGUAUGAAAAGUUGUGUUUAGCUUGCUAUUUAGUAAAGAGCAUGUGGAAAACUGGCAGACAGAUAAUUUGUCUAUGAGUGUAUCCCCCCCCUCAUCCCCUAUGGUAGAGACCAAGCCUGCACCGAGGAAAAUAACCCACAAAAUUCUACCUUGAUGUGUAGUCUGUAGUCCUACAGCCCCACCCCUUUCUUAAAAAAGCAGCCGUUUGUCUCGACACGCGCCAGAGCCAGGACUGUAGCCGUGUGACGUGUUUACAGGAAGCCRCUGUCCGUCAGCUCCUCAGUAACAAUAAGCAGUCUGGAGAGCAGUUCUGCUCUGAACCAAGCGUCCGCCCAUCGGAGAGGUGACCACUGUUAAUGUCAAUAAUGCUUCUCAUGUGCACAGGAUCAUAUGCUGGAGAUGUACACAACCACAUGUGCUGGGAAUAAAUUACUUCAGAACUUUC
Molecule: messenger RNA, 4221 nt
Organism: Austrofundulus limnaeus
Lineage: Eukaryota; Metazoa; Chordata; Actinopteri; Cyprinodontiformes; Rivulidae
Gene: ubp1
Product: upstream binding protein 1
Exons: 17
Coding region: 669-2291 (540 amino acids)
Biological process (GO): regulation of transcription by RNA polymerase II
Cellular component (GO): nucleus
Molecular function (GO): RNA polymerase II cis-regulatory region sequence-specific DNA binding; DNA-binding transcription activator activity, RNA polymerase II-specific
Source: RefSeq, a predicted model, not a curated record